UAGUCAGCUGUCAGUCGUCCAUCCGGAUUCCUCAAGUCGAAUAUUCAUCAUGAAGGUUGUGCUGAUUCUCGCUCUGGCGGCCUGUGCUGCUGCCAUGCCCUCUCGUCAGCCUGGCUUCGUCUACUCCUACGGCCAUCCAUUCGUCCACUCCUCCUACCCCGUCGUCAAUUCUGCAAAGGCCCAUACCCCCGCCAGCACCGUCUCCCUCGUCUACAACUACGGCCACAAUCUCCCCCAAACCUACACCUACCCUUACAACUUCCCGCACACCUUCCCUUACACCUUCCCCUACACCUUCCCCUACACUUACCCCUUCGUAGUCAAGGCUGACGAGGCCGUCGGGGAGGAACCUAUUACUGAGGAAGAAGCUGUAGGCAUGGAACAGCUUAUGGCCGAGGAGGGACUUAUGGCUGAGGAGGAACUUAUGGCUGAGGAAGAACUUAUGGCUGAGGAAAAAGCUGCAUCCGAUGAGGAACCUAUGGCUGAGGAGGAACUUAUGGCUGAGGAAGAACUUAUGGCUGAGGAGGAACCAAUGACUGAGGAGGAACCUAUGGCUGACGAAAAAGCUUCAACCGAGGACGAACCCGUCGCUCAGGAAUAAGACGACUCUCAGCAUCCUUCUUCACUUGGACUGGGAGGAGGAAUCGCGAGUCCUCGUAGCCUCGUCUAGCGAAGAGUUCGAAGGACUCGCUGAGCCUCCCCAGCUUCCCUUGCAAGCGAGAUCAGUAAGCUAGCCUUCGUUGCAACAGAAAAUGACAUUCUGAAAGUAUAUAUACCUCUAGUCUCGCUGACCCCGCUUUAUAGCCUGAUCUAGACAUUAAUAUGCGAUCUGGUGAUUUUUCAUCGCCUGAACUGGAUUUUCUAUGGGAUUAUUAUACAGGUUAUUGGUCUGC
Penaeus monodon (black tiger shrimp) is the source of this 893-nucleotide messenger RNA. RefSeq lists its product as uncharacterized. The record is from RefSeq and is a predicted model, not a curated record. NCBI's taxonomy places the organism in Eukaryota, Metazoa, Arthropoda, Malacostraca, Decapoda, Penaeidae. The transcript has 3 exons. Bases 50 to 601 code for a protein of 183 amino acids.